CAGUCACAUCUUAAAUUUCCAGUAGGUAUUGUUAAAGCAAGAAACAAUAAUGAAAUACCUCUACAUGGUAAUCUUUCUCUCAUCAGCUCUAAUUUCGCUCGCAUCGUCCCAAGAGACUUGCAAAUGUUGGGACGGAUGGACCCCCGAAACAGACGACCAAGGUGAUCGAUGCGUCGGCCCAGAGGAGGAUCAAUUUUUCCCCUGCAACACCGAAAAACCGCCCUCGUGCGUUUGCAAGGACAAAGCGACAGGCAAGGACGAAGUCCAAAAACCCGGUGUCACCUACUGCGGCGGCUACAACCACGAGUCACUGUCCUGCGGUCCCAUGGGCCAAUGGGAGGCAUAUUUCAGCAAAUAUCCGCAGUUUAGGCUGCAAGUGGAUCCGGCGUUGCCACAGGAUCUAACCCCUCCAUUGCAAAAUAAUUAAUAUAGGUAUUUGUUGGAAUGAACAUUGUAUAAAACCUUCCAAAUAAAAUUGACUUUUUAAAAGCAGGUUUUUUCGUAAUAAAUUAUGCACUAUCAUAUCUAGUUAUCCGGAA
Messenger RNA from Brassicogethes aeneus, 539 nucleotides. The record is from the annotation of a GenBank genome assembly. NCBI's taxonomy places the organism in Eukaryota, Metazoa, Arthropoda, Insecta, Coleoptera, Nitidulidae.